Aethina tumida (small hive beetle) is the source of this 1490-nucleotide messenger RNA. RefSeq lists its product as uncharacterized. The record is from RefSeq and is a predicted model, not a curated record. Bases 76 to 1428 code for a protein of 450 amino acids. The transcript has 5 exons. Lineage: Eukaryota; Metazoa; Arthropoda; Insecta; Coleoptera; Nitidulidae.
CACGUUUGUCACUGUCAUUCUAUUAUACUUUUUGUUGUUAUUAUCGCGAGUCGCAUAAAAUAUCACUCCUAGAAAAUGUCUUCAACCGAACUAUUAUCACCGAAACUGCUCCUAUCGUCCUACACCAGAAAACCAACGUUAAAACGCAAAAGGGCGAUUUCCAUGAACAGCGACUGGAAAGUACUGGUCGGAUGCGAGAAACCUGAAGUAAUACCCUCGAAAAACAGCCUGACCUCCACCCCGAACUAUCUGCAUUACGGCUUCACCACCAGCCGCAAAUCCAUCAAGGUCUUUUGCACCCACAGCAGCUACGAUGGCGAGUGGGACAUGACCGGAUUCUCCGGGUACGGCCAAUACGUGUUCGCCGACGGAACCGUCUACGACGGCGAGUUUGAAGACGGGCUGUUCCACGGCAAAGGGUGCAUCACGUUUCCGACGACGGGGCAAAGCAUGGACAAGAAGAUAGAGGCGAAUUUCUGCAAGGGCAACGUAGACGAAAGCAGCAUGGUGUUCGUGUUCGGUUCGGAGAGGGUGCACAAGGAUAACUUUAAAUAUUGUCAAAUGCCGAACAGAAGAUUUGCCAUUGAGACGCCUUUGGUUAAUCUUCCACCAAUAGGAAAAGAGACUUUGACGAGUAAGAAGGACCCACAAGUCUUGGGGCCGACUGACUAUGACGUCGUGUAUGGGGUCUUUGACACAAGGAGGAACAUUAUUAUCAGCGACGAUGUGGUGACUGGUGUUCAGGAAAUAAGCAUUCCAGCACCAAAAGAAGAGUCAUGGAUAAAAGAGAACUGCAGAUACGGCAGUGACGUGCCGGUGGGCUACAUACCGAAGUUCUACGAGGCGUGGACGGCCGGCAGGAGAUGGGAGAGACAGAAGUACGGAUUCGAAGAGAGUGACGAGUCGGAGGAAUCAACCGAAGUGACAACUGAGCAGUUGUCAUCGAAAUCGCACACCUCCGACGUCAUGGAGGCGUUCCUACAACACAUCCAGGACGUAGACGAGGGAGGCAAAGACGAAUUGGUGACCGAAGAUAAAAAAGACGAGGAGGAGUACGCACCAAGUGUCUGUAACAAGACUAGUUCGUUGGACAGACCGGUACUGGAUCAUUUGGACUAUUACGAUAAAGUUGAGGUAGGGGAGGAAGAGGAAAAAGGGAUGGAGGAAGUGGAGGAGGAGACGUCGUCAUUUGACUUCAUGGGAUUGUCACAGGGGGAUUCAGACAAAAGUUUGAGUAAAUGGAUUAUGGGGUACUGUGGAGAGCAGUCUGAUGUAUUGGAUGCGCAUACAACCAAAACUGAUGAUUGGUUGGAUCAAUAUGACAAUGAUGAAUCACAGGAGGUGCUCACUAAUGUAGACUAUCUGGACUCGGACGACGCCACAGAAAAAUUCUUACAUCCAUCAGACGAAGCUAUGUUGGGUGCUUAAUUAUACUAUAAUUAAAUGGAAUAUAUUGUAUACAUUUUACUGAUUAAAUGAACUAAUUUUCA